AUGUCACCGUUUUCCUACAGCCGAAUGGCACCCCCCGUCCGACCAUCUCGUUCACUUGAAGGACUUGAGCGAGUAAUCCCACCAUCGCCUCAAACAUCCUCUAUUCGCUCCGAUCUCUGUCUCAACAAACCGCUUCCCGCGAAACCCCUUCCCGAACACCCAGAAUGUUCGGCUAUGUGGAGUGAUUCCAGCGAUAGUGAAAGUACAUUCGAUAGCAGUUCAAGUGACCGCAACUCAGCAGACAGCUAUCCCAUCUUUGUCAGUUCGGGCUCCGACUUUGAUCUAAUCGAUCCUCCGACUCCGUCCGAUCAACUUGCACUAUCCCCGCAAUCUCAUAAACGCACGGACUCCAUCGAUAUCGAUCUACCAAUUGUCGAGCCCUCAUCAGUCUCGUCUUCAUAUUCCGACACACAAUACGGACGUCCAUCGAAUUGGGCCCCAAAUUCCACAGGCCCAAAUCACUAUUUCCGCGAAAAGAAGUGGGACUAUUUUCCCGAAUUGGCACCCUCCACUCUACAGGGUGGCCUCGGCCAAAAUCUAGUUGCACAGAAUAAAGCUCGGAAAAUGGCCAACCCGCUAGAUUUCGCCAAGGGCAAGUGCCGUUGGCAUUCGCUCGACCGUGGUGGUCUCGGUGGAGUUCGCAACUCGAUCAAGACUUACGUCCACCGCACUCUCUCGCGCGACUCGACAGAAAAUAAACCGAAGCAAAUCCCCCGCCCGGCGACGGCGCCCAUGGACCACCUCUACGAUGUAGGAGGUACACUCGCCAGUACAACCUCGGUACCGCAGCAAUCCUUGGCCUUGAACACAGACCUCGUGCGAGCUACAUCCGUGGCCACAUCCUCGAGCAGUGAGUAUGACUAUACCAACCAUAAAUUUCAUCUUCAAACACCAAUCUCGCCAACAUCGCCUACUUCAAUUCCAACCCCCACAACACCCCGGCCGAAACAACUAGCGGUCCCGCUAUCUGCGUAUCAGAAACAUGGCCCUGUGAUCUGGGAACCACCCAAGAAAUCCAAGCGGAACGUUCAGUUCCCGAGAUACAAGUCUUCGCCUAGUUCUGCAGAGCCAUCUUCAUCUUCGGCUCCUGAUAUAUCUUAUGCACAUGCCGGUCCCGCUUUGUCCCCACUGCGAAAGCAAUCCCAGAGCAAUGCCCGAGGAAUGUUUCUCGGUGCGAAGAAAAGGAUUGCCGAGUCAAAGGAUGAUCGCAGAAGGGAACAGUUGAAGGCUCAGAUCAAGUUGGUUGGGCCUGUCAACCCGCAUACUUACACACAGGCCGAUCCAUGGGUUUGA
This is a messenger RNA of Penicillium coprophilum, 1293 nucleotides long. RefSeq lists its product as uncharacterized. The record is from RefSeq and is a predicted model, not a curated record. The transcript has a single exon. Lineage: Eukaryota; Fungi; Ascomycota; Eurotiomycetes; Eurotiales; Aspergillaceae. The coding region runs from base 1 to 1293 and encodes 430 amino acids.